AUGAUGAUGUACGAAGGAGACUCGAGAAGAUGCCGUCGUUGCAAAAGAAAGAGAAUGGACGAUGAGCCACCAGAAGUCCAGCAAUACAAGACGUGUGCCAAAUGUAGAAUAAUCGAGCGCACUAAAAAGAAGCUGAGAAAGCCCUUGGCUGAGGAAACGAUGAGAUAUGGAAUGCGUCAGUUUCAAGAGCAGAACCAAAAUGCUAAUUUUAUCCACGAUGAUGUCUUUACCGCAGAUCAGCUUUUGUCUGAUAUCCAGGCGAACCGGGACGCCGGUGUGGUCAAUCCACUGAAGCAGCUGUAUAAUGCGCAGUUCUCAGUAUAUAAACAACCAAACGCCGCAUCUCUGGGAUACAACCAACAAGCGUAUGGACAGCAAGGGCUCAACCAGAGUAUUGGGGCUGCUUCGCCAACUUACAACUACCCGCAGAAUUACUCCUACAAUGGUCAGCAAGGUAUGAGCCCAGGCUAUCCUGGAGCCUCAGUCGACCUGUCUGCGUAUCAACUGCCGCUGAUGGGAAACGCCUCUCCUUACAUCAAUAACCCGGUGGCUAUUGCUAGCGCUGCUACUGGUGGCAUGAUGCCAACAAUGGCAGGAUCUAAUGUUGGAAUGCCCACGAAUGGUAAAAACCUACAACACGCUGCUCCUACCUCCACAGCGACUGCUGCUCAGAUCGCAGCCGCUGCAAUAAAUCGCCCAGAUGUGGGUCAACCUAUGGGGUUCAAGCUGCAACAGCAAUAUUACCGUUACUAUCAACAAAAGCAAGGGGACAGGAACAAGACAGCUGGUCCAAGUUCAUGCGAACUAUGUUCUCAGCCGUUGGACUUAGAAGACAAUGUGAGUGCGGUGUACAGACUAUGCAAUUCUUGUUACUCGAACCCUUACAGUCGGCCCCAUGUCUACAGUGAUUUCAACGAUUUUCUUCUUGCGAUGGGAAAUGAUCAACCUGAUGGUACUUUGACUUACAUUUCUGAGCUAGCAUCCUAUUUGGUGGAAUCGCUUAAUUCAAACAAACCCAUCACAUCGGAACAACAGUUUCGUAAGACGAUGCUAGACAGCUUUCGCCUGAUUUAUUUGGACCCUCUUCUUGCCGCGUUGGCCCCAGCAAAGCUUUCCCAGGUUAGUAACAAUAUCACUGAGUUAAACAACACGGUACCGAUAGUAUCAAAAGUGAGCCAACAGAAUCACUACUUGUUGACACCUCCAAUCAAGCAAAAAUUUGCUACCGCCGAUAACAGUAUCACAGUCGAACUCUUGUUUAUCACUGAAACUAACUUAAUCAUCAUAAAAAAAGUGUCCAAGAAAGCAGCCUCCGAGUUCGAUGACGCUUUCGUCACCGGGCUCGAUGAGAAGAUGCGUGUCAAAGGAUUAACAUUCGAGGAUGACCCCUCCAAAGUCUACAACGCAUUAGGUCUCACUAUUGACUUUGAGCUGUUUGCCAGAAGUUUCAAAAAUCUUGAAAAAUCCGUCGCCAGCAUCCGCUCGAAAGAAAUCUCAGCUAAGGUGAAUCCCGAAGCAACCACCAAUGGUACUAGUGAGCGGAAAACAGAUGAGGAGCAUGGUCACAGUGAAAAGGAAGACAACGAAAGCGAUAACGCCCAAUCAGCAGGUUCCGAAGAAUCACACAAAGAUGAAUCCGAACAGGAUAAGAAAAAGGAAGCUAAUGGUGCAGAGGACUCAGAAAUACCGGCUGAGCGCAAGGAGGUGGAUCCUACUUUUAAAGCCUAA
Candidozyma auris is the source of this 1728-nucleotide messenger RNA. RefSeq lists its product as uncharacterized. NCBI's taxonomy places the organism in Eukaryota, Fungi, Ascomycota, Pichiomycetes, Serinales, Metschnikowiaceae. The record is from RefSeq and is a predicted model, not a curated record. The transcript has a single exon. Bases 1 to 1728 code for a protein of 575 amino acids.